AAGUGGUCCAAGGGGAAAGUGAGGGACAAGUUGAACAACCUGGUCCUGUUUGACAAGGCCACCUACGACAAACUCUGCAAAGAGGUGCCCAACUACAAGCUCAUCACACCCGCAGUCGUCUCAGAGAGACUGAAGAUCCGAGGCUCCCUGGCCAGGGCUGCCCUCCAGGAGCUGCUCAGCAAAGGUUUGAUCAAACUGGUGUCCAAGCACCGAGCCCAGGUGAUCUACACCAGGAACACGAAGGGCGGCGACGCGCCCGUGGCAGGGGAGGACGCGUAG
Molecule: messenger RNA, 279 nt
Organism: Mesitornis unicolor (brown roatelo)
Lineage: Eukaryota; Metazoa; Chordata; Aves; Mesitornithiformes; Mesitornithidae
Gene: RPS25
Product: ribosomal protein S25
Exons: 2
Cellular component (GO): cytosolic small ribosomal subunit
Molecular function (GO): structural constituent of ribosome
Source: RefSeq, a predicted model, not a curated record